CAUAAACCCCGCGGCACUUUUUUCUAUUGAAUGCGCCUUUGGGUCUCCACUUCAGGCUGAUUCAGGGCACCUCGUGGGGUUUAAAGUGAACCGCUUCAUUAUUAACUGAGUGUAAACAGACUUUUUUCGCUCCUCUUUAACUUGGAAACUCGUACAGCAAACAUCUCAAACCGUUACACUCAGUUGCAUAAAAGAGGCAACCCCGUGUCUUGAGGAAAGCAAAGUUGUAUGCGCUUAAAGCAACUUUCUAUGAGUGUUGCAGGGAAACAUAGGACAGCUUUAUAACGGACAUUAAGGUCUCCAUUCAUCCUCAAGAGUCUCUCUGUGUUUUGGAGCACCUGCGAACAUGACCAGACGCUCCUGCACGCUUUAUGCGGUCGGGGUGAUAUGCAGCACCCUGCUGGUGGUCGGGAUUGGUUUAGUAGUGAGCCAAGUUUUCCGCACCUUCAUGCACAACCGCCUCAAAAAGGAGAUUGUUUUGGUAGAGGGAAGCCGUGUGUUUGAGUCAUGGAAAUCCCCUCCCCCACCUGUCUACAUGGAGUACUUUUUCUUCAAUAUGACCAAUGUGAACGAGUUCCUCGUAAGUGGGGCCAAGCCAGUGGUCAAGCAGAUUGGACCCUACACAUACAGGGAGUACAGGUCUAAGGACAACGUCAGCAUGGUGGAAAAUGGUGAGAAGGUGUCCGCAUACAACACCAAGACCUUUGUGUUCUUGAGGGAGAAGUCUGUGGGCGACCCAACUGUGGAUAACAUCACCACUGUCAACAUCCCUGCUUGGGCUGUGAUGAACGAGUUGAAAGGGAGUUUCUGGAAAGCAUCGGUGGCGUCCGUCAUGAUGAACUCUGUGGGGAGUGAUCUGUUCACCACUCGCACUGUAGAUGAAUUGCUGUGGGGUUAUGAGGAUCCCUUGCUGACCGGCAUCGCUUCCCUCAAAACUGUGGAGAAGGUCUUUGGCCUCAUGUACAAGAAAAAUGGAACUAACAACGGGGAAUUUGUAUACCACACUGGGGAGCAGAACUACAUGGAUUAUGGCCACGUUGAAACAUGGAAAGGCCAAAGACAGCUGGACUUCUGGACGUCUAACCAAAGCAACAGCAUCAAUGGAUCCGAUGGAAGUGCUUUCCACCCCUUUCUGGAUAAAAAUGAACGCAUUUACAUCUUCUCUCCAGACCUCUGCAGGUCGAUCCACAUGGAGUUUGAGAAAGAUGUGGAGGUGAAAGGAAUCCCGGCGUACCGCUUCACUCCACCACGCUCUGUUUUGGCCAGCAAAGAGGAGAACCCCGCCAACGAGGGUUUCUGCGUCACCCCAAAGGAGUGCCUGGGAACCGGCCUCCUUAAAGUCAGUCCCUGUCGGAAAGGCGCCCCAGUAGUCGCAUCCUUUCCUCAUUUUUACCUGGGAGAGGAGAAAUACGUGGCUGCCAUUGAAGGAAUGUCUCCUAAAAGAGAGCAUCACCAAACGUACCUAGACCUCAACCCGACCACUGGAGUGAUUGUACGUGCAAACAAGAGGGCGCAGAUUAACAUCCUGCUUAACAGAAUGCCUGGAUUCCCAAAAACUAGAAACCUGAAUGAGAUAAUAUUCCCCGUCAUGUUCAUCAAUGAGACUGUGGUGAUUGAUGAUGCGUCUGCGGCCCGAGUACACAAGCUGCUGCUGAUCGUCACUCUGGUGUCCAACUUCCCGCUCCUCAUCGUGGGACUGGGGGCCAUCAUGCUCGCAAUCUUCAUCAUCCUCCUGUACAGAGCCCACAAACAGAAGAAUGAAGUAAAGCGCACUGUGUUUACCAAGCCGCUCUAUGCUACAUCCAAUGAAGAGGACACUUCUUACUCUGCAGUGAGUGAUAAGGAAAAAGAGGACCCUCAAAAUGGAACAUAUAUCGGUUUGACGGCUAAAAGCGAACCACAAGAGUAAGAAGAGAGGGAAAGGUGGUUUUGUACAUGGACAACCCUCAGAAUCACAAAUAGGGAUUCAGUUUGCAGGAGAGAGAGAAAACUGUCAAUAUCUCCUCUAUGAUUGGAAAUAUGUAAAGGGUGUAGAGGAGGGGAACAUGUUUUAGUCUCAACCAUUCUGUACUAUAUGUACAUAAUUGUAAUGUCCAGGCCACGGUAUUUCCAGAAAAAGCUUGACAUUCAUACAAAAACACUGUGAGUCAGGAGCCAAAUAUUGCUGUUUGAAUCAGUUUGCUGAAAGCUGCAGUUCUUAUAUAAGUAGAGUUAGAGAGAGCUUUUUGUGGUGGUCCUAAACAAAGAAAACACACCCCUUUAUACCUCAAAGGUGGGAUGAAUUUAAUUGUAAUGACUGAACUUAUUCUGUUUGCCUGGAUCAGUGGUUCUCAACCUGGGUGUCGCAGGAUCCUUUCUGGGUUUUAAGAUGGUUGUGAUAAUUGUGACUUGAAAAGGUUGAGAAACACUGGCCUAUAUCAGAUGUAGGUGACUGACAACUGUGUAAUACGGCACACAUGAGGAUUUGGGACCAGGGUAAUGAAGUCUGUAAACUGUGAUUUUUUUCUUUUUGAAUAGAUAUUAAACGCCACUCUCAGGGGGCCUCUGCUCAGAUACUAUCAAAAAAUACUAUCAUAAAGAAGGGUAGAGAAGCAAUACAUCAUCUCAAUUUGAUUAAAUUCAGUGUAACUAUUGUUAAUUUGCAUUUGAUCCUAACUAGAUGUUACAAAACAUGUUCAUGGCUCAUUAUUGUUUCCCAGUUAUGCACUGAGGGGGAUCUGUGAACAUCAUUAGCACCACACCUGAGAAACUCUCAGAGUAUGUUCUUUUAUAUAUACAGUGUAAGGUGUGUUGAACUGUUCACAUUCCUCUCAGUGUAUAAUGGGGAAUAUCAGACAAAACACUGUAUGUUUUGGAUGUUUUAGCUUUUGUGAAAUAUGAAGUUCUCUUUUUGUAAAUGUUAAUGUAGAAAUGUCUCAAUGAAGUAAGAGCUUCACAGUUAUCUUCUAGUGCCAUAAUGAGCAACACUUUUAUCAGCCAUUUAAAGCCCUGAAUAUGACAUGUUUUUAUUGUAAAAACAAUGAUUCAUAAUGUACUGAAUGUGUGUGUUAACGUAUCUAUUGCCCUGUUUGACUGCUUACAUUAACUCACCGCCAUAUCAAAAUAUGAUUCAGCUUAUUAUUAGUUCAAAAUGUGUUUUUUUUAUGCUUUUGCUGAAGGCCUUAAUAGCAUUGUUGGUGCUCAAUAUAACACCCAACAACAUUUUCUUUAUAAUGUUUGUGAAAGACUUCAUGUCAGGGCAGGGUCUAGCUAUCUACUAAACCCUCAUGAAGGCUCAAUAUAUGAAGGAACAAUGCAGUUCUGCCUUUCAAGAUUUGUAACUGAAUUGAUUUGGCCCUUUUAUAGUUUUUACAUAUCAGAAGAACGCCAUGUCACACCAUCAAAUCUCAUGAAACUGAGAAAUGUUGCAUUUAUUGUCUUGUUUUGCCGGCAGGGUCAAACUGCACUUAAUCACUCACGGCUGGUCAACACAUUGUAUGUGCCAUUAAAUGCAGUAUAGAAAUACUGCAGAAUUACUACAUUUAAACUCUGUUGAGCCCAAACUUUUUCCCUGCUUUUAUUUUUAGUGAUAUCAUUUUAGGCAUUAAUGAGUUACUUCAUACUGUCUCCUCUUACAUGCACUGUAAUAGAAAAGCAAUACAUAUAUCAGAGAUUAGCAAAGAAGAUGUAACAAGUUUAAUUCAAGCUUUGAUUUUUCUUUUUGUGGUGGUGUAUAUUUUAAUCAGUUAUGUACAAUAAAAAACAAUAAGGAAAAUAAAAUACUUUCUUUUGUCAAAUGUACUAUCAAACAUGUAUGAGAGGGGGGGAAUAAAUGGAUGAAACUAUAUUUUUGCAAAAAGUACAGUAUUACACAGUAUUAGUGUUGUGGUGAAUAAGAUAAAUGAUUUUUGUUGCAUUGGUAAACCAAACCAAAACCUAGAAAGCACCAUAUGGACUGUAAACUGGGCUACUUUUUGCCAUGCUUUUAUAACAGAUUUUAUUUUCUGUAAUUAUAGUUACUGCUAUAACCACUAAGAAUUCUAAUUGUCAGGUUGUUUUGAAACGCUGACUGUUAAUGCUGUUUUUACUGUGUACACAAAAAUAAAAGCAGUUUCAGUAAA
Messenger RNA from Trematomus bernacchii (emerald rockcod), 4100 nucleotides. Its product is annotated as lysosome membrane protein 2-like. The transcript is spliced from 13 exons. The record is from RefSeq and is a predicted model, not a curated record. Gene Ontology annotation, molecular function: scavenger receptor activity. Gene Ontology annotation, cellular component: lysosome; membrane; cytoplasm. NCBI's taxonomy places the organism in Eukaryota, Metazoa, Chordata, Actinopteri, Perciformes, Nototheniidae. Gene Ontology annotation, biological process: receptor-mediated endocytosis; protein targeting to lysosome. Bases 347 to 1909 code for a protein of 520 amino acids.